AUCCCAAAGCUAGAGAAGAGAGAGAAACAAUAGGGAUAGAGAGAGAAUAAGGAACGAACACUUGAGAAAGGGGAAAAUUCUAGGGUUUUGCGGGGAAAUCUCUCUGCUUGAUUCGUUGAUUUGGCUGCUGACCACUCUGUUUGUAGCGGGUUUUUGGUCGUUUUUCUCUAUCUUUGAGGUUCAGUGAGAAUCGUCGAGGUUUUGUUCCGGAUCUGUGGGAGAAAAGAAUUUUUUCUCAAUCAGAAGGGGUUUAGGGUUUCCGUGAUCUCUCCGCCGGUCUCCACGCCUUCGCUGUGAUUUUAGCCCCCGCCGUUACUGUUCUCGGGGUCUCCUGUCCCUUGGAGACUAUGGAAGAAGUUCAGGUUCAGCCUCCUGUCACUCCAUCGAUCGAUUCCAACGGGAAAGGGGGUGAAAUGGAUGUUACUGAAGCAUCUUUCAUGGACUUAUGCGAGAAAGAACUCUCUAUUGAGGAGAACAAGUGCACUGAAGCUUUGACGUUGUUUAAAGAAACUAAACAAAUUUUAUCAGCAAACACUUCUAGCAUUGGAAGCGGAGCGGUGGAAGAAGCAGAGAGGUUUUGGUUUGCGUUUAUCCUGUAUUCUGUGAAAAGGCUAAGUGAGAGAAAAGAAGGGGAACUUCAGGGGGUGUCUGGUGAUAAUGGGUUUAAUUUAUGCCAAAUACUGAGGGUUCUAAAGCUAAACAUUGUGGAUUUCUUUAAGGAGUUGCCUCAGUUUGUGGUGAAGGCUGGCCCUAUCUUGCGUGAACUAUAUGGCACAGACUGGGAGAACAGGCUUCAGGCGAAGGAGUUGCAAGCAAACUUUGUGCAUCUUAGCCUUCUAAGCAAAUACUACAAGCGUGCAUAUCGGGAGUUCUUCUUGACAAAUGACUCUAAUGCAGAAAAGGAUUCUUGUGGUGAAACCACUGCUAGCUAUAUGUCAGAUUAUUUCCGUUUUGGAUGGCUGUUGUUUUUGGCACUCCGAGUCCAUGCAUUCAGCCGUUUUAAGGACCUUGUUACUUGUACAAAUGGCUUAGUUGCUAUAUUGGCUAUCUUGAUUAUGCAUGUCCCUCAUCAAUUUAGGAAUUUCAGCCUUCAAGACUCUCGACGGUUUGUUAAAAGAGAUGGCAGAGGCAUAGAUCUACUUGCUUCACUUUGCAACAUCUAUGACACUUCUGAAGAUGAGUUGAAGAUCACGAUGGAGAAAGCAAAUAACCUUAUAGAAAAAAUAUUGAAGAAAAAACCUUCUCUUGCAUCCGAGAGUCAAACUGACAAACUAGAAAAUAUUGAUCCAGAUGGCUUAGUCUAUUUUGAAGAUUUAUUGGAUGAGACAUCCAUCUCAAGUAGUUUAAGUAUGCUAGAAAAAGAUUAUGACGAUGCAAUCCGUAACAAAGGUGAACUUGAUGAGAGGAUGUUCAUCAAUGAAGAGGACAGCUUACUUGGUUCAGGAAGCUUAUCUGGAGGAGCUGUAAAUAUAACUGGUGUCAAGAGGAAAAUUGAUUUGUUGGCUUCACCAGCAAGGACUGUCACAAGUCCACUCUCUCCUCAUCGGUCACCCUCCACUUCUAAAACAAAUGGUGUUAAUAAUAACAACAAGACAAUAGCAACACCAGUGAGCACAGCGAUGACAACUGCGAAGUGGCUCCGGACUGUUAUAUGCCCACUUCCAUCAAAACCUUCUCCUGAGUUGGAACAUUUCCUGAAAUCAUGUGACAGAGAUAUAACGAAUGAUGUCACUCGGAGAGCACAUAUAAUACUGGAGGCUAUAUUUCCAAAUAGUUCCCUUGGUGACCGAUAUGCAAGCGGAAGCCUACAAAGUGUUAACCUGAUGGAUGACAUAUGGGCGGAGCAAAGGAGAGCAGAAGCCCUCAAACUAUACUACAGGAUUCUCGAAGCAAUGUGUAAAGCAGAAGCCCAACUUUUGCAUGCGAGCAAUUUAACCUCUUUAUUGACAAACGAGAGGUUCCAUAGAUGCAUGCUUGCAUGCUCAGCUGAAUUGGUUCUGGCAACCCACAAGACCAUAACAAUGUUGUUCCCCGCUGUUCUGGAGAGGACUGGCAUCACUGCUUUUGAUCUUAGCAAGGUGAUAGAGAGUUUUAUCAGACAUGAAGAUUCUCUUCCUAGAGAGUUGAGACGACACUUGAACUCGUUGGAGGAACGUCUCCUAGAGAGUAUGGUGUGGGAAAAGGGCUCAUCAAUGUACAACUCUCUGAUUGUUGCUAGAUCAUCCCUUUCAUCAGAGAUAAAUCACCUAGGACUGCUAGCCGAACCCAUGCCCUCUCUAGAUGCAAUUGCUGCACUUAUUAACUUCUCUGGAGGAUCAUAUCCUGCAUCCUCUGUCCCAAAGCAUGAACCUUGCCUCGGACAAAAUUUGGAUAUCAGAUCACCCAAAAGACUCUGCGGUGACUACCGGAGUGUUUUAGUGGAACGCAAUUCCUUUACGUCACCAGUUAAGGAUCGCCUAUUAACACUUGGAAACCUUAAAUCCAAGAUGCUGCCACCUCCUCUGCAGUCUGCCUUUGCCAGUCCGACACGGCCAAACCCGGGAGGGGGAGGAGAAACCUGUGCAGAAACCGGGAUCAAUAUUUUCUUCACAAAGAUCAAUAAAUUGGCUGCUGUCAGAAUCAAUGGGAUGGUUGAAAGGCUACAGCUUUCGCAGCAAAUGAGGGAGAGCGUGUAUUGUCUCUUUCAGCGAGUACUUGGUCAACGUACUUCUCUUUUCUUCAAUCGACAUAUCGACCAGAUAAUUCUUUGUUGCUUCUACGGAAUGGCUAAGAUAUCCCAAAUGAGCCUGACUUUUAGGGAAAUAAUAUACAACUACCGGAAGCAACCUCAGUGCAAACCACAAGUUUUCCGCAGCGUUUUUGUUGAUUCCCUACAAGGACGCCGACCUGGGGUUUCUACUGUUUCACAGAGAGUAGGACCAGAUCACGUCGAUAUAAUCACGUUUUACAACGAAGUAUUUAUUCCCACAGUAAAGCCAUUGCUGGUGGAGCUCGGUCCUGUACGGACACCUACAAAAGACAACCGAAUGGCAGAGGCCACCAACAAGCUUGAGGGUCCAUGUCCAUGUCCUGGUUCCCCGAAAGUAUCUGCUUUUCCAAAUGUCCCGGACAUGUCCCCGAAGAAAGUGUCGGCAACUCAUAAUGUCUAUGUUUCUCCUCUUCGCACAUCAAAGAUGGAUGCACUGAUAUCACACAGCUCGAAAAGCUACUACGCGUGUGUAGGGGAGAGCACUCACGCCUUCCAGAGCCCUUCAAAGGACCUCUCCGCAAUCAACAGCCGCUUGAACAACAGUAAUAAUAAGCCGAAGAGAUCGCUGACGUUUGAAGUGGACGCUGGUUUGGUGAGCGAUUCCAUGGUUGCUACCACUCUCCUCCACGUCCGCAACGGUACCACCUCUUCUUCCUCUUGUUUGCCCCUCCCUAAGACAGAGCAUCCUGACUCUUGAUCCAUUUCUCUCUCUCCUUUCAAAAAAAAAAAAAAGAAUCUCCUCUUCUUCUCUUCUUGCUCCCUUUUUUUUUUUUUUUUGUAAAGCCUUUUGUGUUUGUUUCCCUUCUUUGGGGGGAUUAGGGUAAUUUAUGGUAUGUGCGGUGGUGGGUGUCUUGUUCAUUGUAGCCUCCAUUUUACCCUGUUUUUUUUUUUUUUCAUGUCAUGCAUCUUGGAGGAACUCUAAGUCAGGAAAUCUAACAUGCCUAAUAAUGAAAGCCUCCCACCCAUUGUUGAAAGGUUU
Molecule: messenger RNA, 3728 nt
Organism: Tarenaya hassleriana
Lineage: Eukaryota; Viridiplantae; Streptophyta; Magnoliopsida; Brassicales; Cleomaceae
Product: retinoblastoma-related protein 1-like
Exons: 20
Coding region: 348-3446 (1032 amino acids)
Biological process (GO): negative regulation of G1/S transition of mitotic cell cycle; cell differentiation; regulation of transcription by RNA polymerase II
Cellular component (GO): chromatin; transcription regulator complex; nucleus
Molecular function (GO): RNA polymerase II transcription regulatory region sequence-specific DNA binding
Source: RefSeq, a predicted model, not a curated record